Messenger RNA from Dioszegia hungarica, 2334 nucleotides. Its product is annotated as putative phosphatase regulatory subunit-domain-containing protein. The annotation marks the transcript as partial. Gene Ontology annotation, molecular function: glycogen binding; protein phosphatase 1 binding. Gene Ontology annotation, biological process: regulation of glycogen biosynthetic process. NCBI's taxonomy places the organism in Eukaryota, Fungi, Basidiomycota, Tremellomycetes, Tremellales, Bulleribasidiaceae. Gene Ontology annotation, cellular component: protein phosphatase type 1 complex. The record is from RefSeq and is a predicted model, not a curated record. The transcript has 6 exons.
CCAGAAACAUCCCGCUCUUCUACCCCAUCCACCGCCCAAGCCAGUCUCAUCCCCCUUCACGUCCUCCCCGAGGUACGAUCACCUCCUCGUCGCUCCCUCGCCAUGGCGGCCGACUCUCUCCAGCUCAAUCUCCGUCGCGGACGUCGUCCACGUCUUUUCGGCUUUACCGAAAUCCCAGACUCGGGAAGCAGCGCCAGCUCCGCAGCCAGCAGCGUCAACAAUUCGCGGAGUAAUAGUCCAGAGCGCAAGGGCGCAAGUCCGCUGGGUCUGACGUUGGACGGAGACGGAACGGGGUCAAUAGGAGCAAGCAUAUCAAUACCAAGUGGACCAGGUCCAGGAUCGGUCCUACCGCGUCGCGGACCUGUACGCGCCCACGCGGAUGACCACAUCAUGCUCACGCCUCGUCGGGCGCGGGAUAACGGUCUCAAGCUCGACUUUACCGGUAUCACACCCCUCACCUCCCCUAUCGACCCCGCAUCGACCUACAUCCCCUCUCCAUACUCGGCCAAGCUCAUCCGGAAAAAGUCGGGCGAGCUCGUCAAGCCAGCACUCAAGUAUGGCGGUCCCCUCACUGCGAGCGGGACGCCUAUGGCGGUCCAUUUCGACUCGCAGCUCGAGCGGGUCAAGCUGUUCAACAAGGACCACAAACCUCAGGUCGUCAGCCGGGACGGGUCACCCACUCAGUAUACCACGUCGGAGGGAGAAGAGUUCCCCUUCCCAUCUACAGACGACGAGGCGGCUACUCGGUCAGCCGCCGAAGAGCGCAAAGUCUUAUCCAUCAAACUACCCAAUUUCCCGUCCUCCCCAAACACCUUCGCCGACCUCCAACUCGAAUCCCUCUACCUGGACGAAUCGGAUCGCAAAACCCUCCGAGGCGUUAUCGUCGUCAAGAACUUUGCGUUCAACAAGUGGGUUGCCGUCCGAUUCACUCUGGACUGGUGGCAGACCACGUCGGAGGUUUCGGCGUCGCACAAGGAGACGAUCCGGGAAGGGGCGUACGAUCGUUUCUCCUUUGCGAUCAAGCUGGGGGAUGUGAUGGCCAAGAUUGAGGAGAAGACGCUGUUCAUGUGCGUGAGGUACAACAGCGAGGGGCGGGAAAUCUGGGACAGCAACAAUGGGGAGAACUACCAAGUCAACUUUGAGCGGAAGGCGGCUGCGCCGGUGGCGGUGGACAAGGCGUCUUUGCUGUCGCCCGGCUUGGCGAGGGGAGGUGGGAAGCGGAUGAUGAACCAGUGGGGCGGAGUGGGGAAGGCUGGGAAGGAUGAUGAUCGAAUGGCGAGUCUGCGGGAGAAGCUAUCGCGUCUCACGGCGGAAGACGACGAGAUGAACGCGGUCCCUCAACUCUCGCCCAACCGGUCAUCGUACCUCUCGGCCGGGAAACGGGGCGUCAACUUUGGCGGAUCUCCAAACUCGUCCCCUCGGAAAGGGUUUGCGGCGCUGGCGGAUCUGGACCCGGCGCAGGGUAUCCCCAGUCAGGCUCUUGCGGCGAGGUACGACUUUGGGUCGGCGUUCAAGGGGGCUCGGGAAGGACGGUCAGCUUCGCCCGACUCGCGGAAUGCCGAGUUGCCCAAUGUCCGCACGGGGCUGUUGGCAUUCGAGCCCAAGGGUGAUACGCCAACUCGGCCAGAACGGCCGGGUAUGGACUAUUACUCGCCUCGGUAUAGUCCAAAAUCGCCCCUUCCCGUCCCCGCGUCCGCUACCUCGUCGGCUAUCGGUAUCCUCCCCACCCCGCUCGAAGUACCCGACGUGACAGUUCAAGGUCCCUCCCCUCCCCCACCCGACAGCCCUAUCGCGACCAUCUCCCACGCGUCCGGCUCGACCACCAAAUCACCUACCCGACCGACCUUCGGCCGAAGCUCCACCUCUCCCGCACUCAUCACUACUUCGCUUCCCCAUCGUCCCUCUUCCGUUCGUCCACCUUCGAGCCCGCUCGCCCGCUCGCCCGCCCUCCCCCCUUCGUCACCUACCGCUCUCCCUACUUCCCGCUUGGCAAUGUCGGGCUCGCGCUCCCCCUCCCCGCCCAUAUUGGGCAUGAGCACCUCGGGGAGUGGGGAUAGUAUGGCGAGCUAUAGCAGCUUUAUUGAGCAGUUCUGCUGGGGCGGCGGCUCAUCCACAACUCCCACACCUACAUCCUCAAACGAGAUUUCUCCUCCCCGCCGCACGCACUCCAGCUCAUCAUUGGACGAGUACUUUGCGCAUUCAUCAUCGACGGCGAGUAUGGCGGGAGGAUCGGGGCUGGCUACGCCCCGAGCACCCAGCGGGCGGCAAGGGCCAGAGUAUGGCGCGUAUGGUGAGAGUGGGAUGCGGGGGUAUGUCGCUGCGCAGGUCAAGUGA